Molecule: messenger RNA, 799 nt
Organism: Candidula unifasciata
Lineage: Eukaryota; Metazoa; Mollusca; Gastropoda; Stylommatophora; Geomitridae
Source: the annotation of a GenBank genome assembly
CGAACGUCAAAGCACCGUCAGCAUCCUGGAUAACUCUAACGAGUGCAUAACUCUUAAUAGCAGCAUCGACUCUACACUGGAACAAUACCAGGAGGGAAACAACACAAGAAGCAAUGAAAACAACAUAAACAGAGGAUCUGCAAGAUUUGGCAUUGUUAGUAACAACAGCGGUAGCCAAAGUGCUACCAGUAACAGCUCAGAGAAUAGCAAUAACAGCAAUACAGCUAUUGCUUCUAUCGAUCGAGAUCCUACUCAUUUUAGUAGUAUUCGAAUUAAAACAACAUCACGAACAAGAAUCUAUGUGUCCGCGAAAACCCAAAACCGAGUUCUACCACCAAAUCUUCAGCUGCCCUCAGAAUUAAACCACUUGCAAGACCAUGUCCAGGAGAGUGAAGAUGAGGAGCGGCUGGAAAACGCUCACAACUCGCAAAUCUACCACCAGAAUCCCGAACAACCAUCUAAGAGAUCUUCCCAACGCCAAAUUCGAGUUGGGAAAACUACCACAGUACUCUUUGCUGUGACUCUUGCAUAUAUCUUAAGCUUUCUUCCAUACCUAACCGUGAUGGUCAUGAGAAGUAUCAUAAAAGAUCUUGAAGAGAACCUCAGUCCCGUAGGAGAGCUGGCGUAUAAACUCUGCGUCAAAUCCUUCUUUAUAAAUAACGCCAUCAACCCAAUCAUCUACAGUUUUCUCAACCAGGCUUUCAGACAAGACGCUAAACAGAUGUUUUCCAGGAUGUGCUCCAAGUUCUGUGCUUCUAAUCAUGUUGGUCGGACACUACCUCCUGGUGACGCUGUUUAA